AUGAUACUGAAGUCACGCCGUCUCCUCGUCCAACAAGGCUUCCGAUACAACUCUCCAGCUUCCAAUUCACAGAUCCACUACUUGCAAAAGUUUUUAACAUCAACGACCGUGGCGUCAUCCAUCGAAUCCAACGCCGGCGGAGGUGGUCGUGCAGGACGAAAAUCCAAAAGGUCGGAUCGUGUUUCUACACGCGACGGGCAAGGCGACGGCGUAAGGAAGGCAUGGCCUAAGAAAGUAGCUUCUCCAAAGGUCGAUGGGAAUAAGAUCCGUCCAACACAUUUUCUCGCUCUCCCUCUCAACAACCACCCCACUCUACGCGCCAAAAUCGGCACCUUUCAAAAUGCAUUACUAGCACAAGGGCGUCCCAACCCUCAAGUUCCCGGACCGUCGACACGCAUUGGCGGGCUCGACAAAUCCAUCGUGAUCGACCCAAGAAGGCUACAUCUAACUCUCGGCGUGAUGGCGCUCGAGGCCGACAAUUCAGAUCCAAGCCCAUCCACCACACCAACCAAGAAAACCCCACAAACCGCACUCGCACUCCUCGCUUCCCUCCGCCCACAUAUCCUAGACAUCCUCAACGGCGAUGAGGGCGUGAAAGUAACAUUAAACGAGAUGGGGUGGUUCCCUGAAGGCGGCAAGGGCAAGAACGUGCUGUUUUUCGGACCUGGGAGUGUUGAAGACCAGAAGCUGUGGGCUGUCUCUGAUCUCAUACAUCAAAAGUUCAAACUAGAAGGAUACAUCACCGAUACGCGACCACUCAAACUACAUUGCACCAUCCUCAACACGAGCCAUCGAAAACCGCGGAACUUUAGACUAGGAUUGGACAUUGAGGAUGUUUUGGUGAGCGACGCUAUGCGGAAAUUAUCGGCAGGCGAUGCGUCGGAAACGCUAGCGAACGCUGGGAACGUGAAAGUCGACUCUUUGGGGACGUACGAUGUGCGUGAGGUUCAGUUAUGGGUUAUGGGGAGCCAUGGACCUGAUAAUGAGUAUCGUUUGAAAUUUCUUAACUAUGCUGAACGCUUUGCGGGGGCAUCAUGA
Messenger RNA from Laccaria bicolor S238N-H82, 1038 nucleotides. RefSeq lists its product as uncharacterized. The transcript is spliced from 7 exons. The record is from RefSeq and is a predicted model, not a curated record. Gene Ontology annotation, biological process: DNA alkylation repair; regulation of DNA-templated transcription. NCBI's taxonomy places the organism in Eukaryota, Fungi, Basidiomycota, Agaricomycetes, Agaricales, Hydnangiaceae. Gene Ontology annotation, cellular component: nucleus. The coding region runs from base 1 to 1038 and encodes 345 amino acids.